Acromyrmex echinatior (Panamanian leafcutter ant) is the source of this 3483-nucleotide messenger RNA. RefSeq names its product crosveinless 2-secreting protein (gene cv-2). The record is from RefSeq and is a predicted model, not a curated record. Gene Ontology annotation, molecular function: BMP binding. NCBI's taxonomy places the organism in Eukaryota, Metazoa, Arthropoda, Insecta, Hymenoptera, Formicidae. Gene Ontology annotation, biological process: positive regulation of BMP signaling pathway. Gene Ontology annotation, cellular component: extracellular region.
CAUAUCUUUGAAAAAAAAAAAAAUCUCGGCUAUUUAAUCAAUGAGAUCGAUACAUUUGAAGCGAGGAUAACAAUCGUUUUCUCCAUAGAGAAAUAGCGCGAAUAGCGUGAGAAAGUCUAAGCGUCAUUGUUGUACGAUUACAGCGCGAGCGAAGUCAGACUGUCGAGAGAAGUCAAGGAAAAAUUCCGUGCAUCGGCAAGUGACCAACACGUUUGCAACCGCGGCCGCGGUCGGUGUGAUUAUGCGAUUGCAAAAACGACAUCGCGAGUUUUUCGCUGAAUGCUGCGCACAAACGAGUGACUUCCAAUUCCAUUCGUGAUUCCGCGGCGAGCGCAGCAAAUUGUCGCGGCAAAGUCUGAGAUCCGGUAUAUCUAAACAUGGAGUUGACACGAUUACCUUCGACAUUGGCUUUGGCUUUGGCCCUGGCCUUCCUUUCGACGGUACAUCGUUGCGAUGCCACCUCAGAAAGUAUAAUCGGAAGCCGAGAGACUUGCGACAUCGAGGGAGAAGAUAUCACCGUCGAUAAGAUCCUGAACACAAGCUGCUUCCGCUGCAUUUGCAAGAAUGGAUUCGUGGAAUGUUUGAAACAACAGUGUCCGAACAUCGAAGGUUGCUACGCAUUGCUGGACCCGCGCGACGACGAGUGCUGCCACAAAUGCACAGGAUGCAUGCAGAACGGCGUAUAUCACGCAUCGGACACGGAAUGGACGGAAGAAAACGAUCCCUGUCUAAUAUUCACCUGUAAAGCGGGGGUCAUCACUGAAUCAAAACUACGAUGUUACACGCCCUGUUCUCAUCCGAAAGCGGCCCCAUCUGGCCAGUGUUGUCCUAUAUGCGAAGGUUGUUUAGUAAAUGGACAGAAGGUGACGGAGGAUAGGUCGGUGACAACGACGGAAGACCCCUGCGUGACCUGUAAAUGCAAUAAGGGACAUCUCACCUGUGCGAAGCAAGCCUGUCCGACGCUUAAUUGUCCUUCAACGAGGAUCGUCGAUGUAUCUGGGGAAUGCUGUCCACAUUGUCGAGGCAGUGCAAGAUUUUUCUCACCUCCGAAAGGCGCGUGCAUGCUCGGCACGCAUUUAUAUAACUCGGGUAGUGAAUUUUACGUGGAUCACUGUACGCGCUGCACCUGCGUCAAUUCGGCGAUCUCGUGCAUAAGGGAGACCUGUCCGGUACUGGAAUGUCCCAGGGAACAUCAGAUGAUCCUACUCAACCGCUGUUGCCCGCAAUGCUUGCUCGUCGAGGAGAGCAGGGCCUCUUGCUCUUAUGGUGGAAGAACUUAUGUGGAUGGCGAAAAUUGGAAGCUGGAUUCCUGCAAGACAUGUACCUGUAAACAGGGCAAAGUGCGCUGCGCAAUGCCUCAGUGUCCGCCGAUGAACUUUCGUUGCCCGCCAAAUUCUAAAUUGGAACAUCCGGAAGGCCAAUGCUGUCCGCGAUGCGUAGAGCGUGACGGAGUUUGCACAGUUUUUGGAGAUCCGCACUAUCGUACGUUCGACGGAAAAUUCUACAGCUUCAAGGGAGCGUGCAAGUACCAACUAGUUACCGAUUGUUUUUCUCACACAUUCAGCAUACGAGUAACCAAUGAUGCCAGGAAAACGAAAUUUUCAGCGUGGACCAAAACUAUCGCCAUAAAGAUCGGUGAUUUAAAAGUGAAUCUUGGUCAAAAAAUGAGAGUGAAAGUAAACGGGAAGAAAGUGGACGUCCCUUAUCGCGUUGCUAACCAACUGGACAUCAAUCGUACAGACGACAGUGUGAUUGUCAAUACGCGGAUCGGAAUCAAGGUUCAUUGGGAUGGUAUCAGUUUUCUCGAAGUGUCUGUGCCUUCGUCGUAUAGAGGUCAACUAUGUGGUCUUUGUGGUAACUUCAAUUCCCAAAUCAAAGAUGACUUUACUGCGCGACACGGACGAGUGGUUCAGGAUCCGCAGCAGUUUGGUCAAUCCUGGAUCGUGGGUGGUGCCAAAAAGACAUGCCCUCGAACGAAAGUUGGAAAUAACACCAGGCAGAGACGUUGUCGAGAAAGAAAAGAUCAGCGAUUAUGUAAUCGACUAAAGUCACAGAUUUUUUAUCCGUGCCACAAGAAGGUAAAUCCGGCGAUGUACUACAAAGCCUGCCUUCAAGAUAUGUGUGAGUGCCCGACCCAGCACUGCUAUUGCGAGUCCUUCGUGGCAUACGCGCACGAAUGUAAGCGUCUCGACAUCCCGCUGCCACACUGGCGGAAAGCCACGAGAUGUCGAACCGUUUGGGACCAGUCAAUAAGUUCGACGAAUUUGGCUCGCCGUUUACAUUAAUCGCGCACUUUGUCCACCGCCGCGUCUGGCCUCUAAAAACUCUAUCUCGCAAGACGUGCAGCGAGAACGGCCGUAUCAAACUUGAUAUACAUUCUGCAUGCAUUUAGAGAGAAAUCAACUCAAUAUAUGAUCCCAUUCCUCUUCUUCCUUUUUCCUUUCUAAGAUAACAUUUUAGUAUACGCGAAUAAUGAAGAAGAGACACGAUGCUGGAAGACAUCUAGAAUUAAUGUGCAUUUGUUCUGUACAUAGAACUACGUGACACUUCAAAAUACGUGCGUAAGAUAGUCAAAGAAAUAUAAAAUUUUUUCUGGAAUUCGAAAUCGGUUCCUAAAAUUGAAUUUUCUAUUAGAAGAAGAUGAAACUUCCGAUUAAAUACUCAGUAAGCGAAUAGCACAAAGAACAUGGCACUUUUCUUACUAGUUAUCCUACGACAUAUACUGCGAGGGAUUAAUGUGAAAUAAGUAUUCAUAAAUGCUUAUUUAUUCGUGGAGCAACGUAAUGCACGCGGCACUUAUAAGUCUGCCGUCUAUAAUGAGAAACGGCAAUAGACUGUUAAUGCGGUAGAAAAUGUUUCGCUGCUUGCGCUGCAAAUGUAAUACGAACGACUAUACGUAUAUUGACUGACAAGCCGUCGGAAUAAUCGUGGUAUUAUAUUACGACAAACGACGUAUGUAACUGUUAACAAUGAUGAAGCAUAAAAUAGUUGAAAAUUUUUUCUUGACUUUGCAAGCUACCAGCUUACGUCUCCUCUUCGACAUUCUUCGCGAUGUUAUCUUUCUAUUCCCAAGAGCUCCUUCUGUCUGCGAGAGCGCGCAGACCGGACGCGGCGGAGUGCUCGGCGAGAAUCUACUAGUCACCACUUCGUAUCAAUAUGCAUUAACGUGAAUUUUUUCAGUCAGACUCUGACUCGAGUGCCUCUAGUAGCGACUGUUCGUCGACGCGGAGCGGCGGCGAUUUCGCGCUCUUUCGUACGGAAAUCUCACGUGGGUCACAGCAGCACAAGUACACGUCAGCAGCCAUGACGUCCGGAACAUGGAUCUCACAUGUGUGUAUGUGUGCGUCACGAUUUCACGCGAAAUCCCGUAGAUCCGAGAGGAAGCAUUGCGAGUCAAGCUAGAGUCGUGCAAAUAUCGGAAAAUGGAUAAUCUUGUGUCGCACAGAGUGAAGCACAAAAAAUAAAACUAAUAUUUAGCUCUAA